Sesamum indicum (sesame) is the source of this 1653-nucleotide messenger RNA. The record is from RefSeq and is a predicted model, not a curated record. NCBI's taxonomy places the organism in Eukaryota, Viridiplantae, Streptophyta, Magnoliopsida, Lamiales, Pedaliaceae.
CUCUCUCUCAUUCUUGCCUUCUUGCAUCCUACAAAGCAGUCACGUGUGCUCUGCGGUACGGCGUCGUGCUUUAGGCACCCACCCCACACUGCCACCCUCUGUAAAUCUCUGCAACACCAUUGAAACACAACAACAAUCUACACACACAAACACACUCAACUGCGUGGAAAGGGAAGUGACAGAGCUCUUACUUUAACGCCCCUACCCCCCACUCCACCCCACCCCCCUCAACUUUGUAGUAGUAGUAGUAGUAGUAUAGUAAUAGUAGUAGUAGCAGCAUUUGUUUCUACCCACUCACUCACAUAUGUCCUCUCUUGGCAGCCUUUUUCACUAUUAGCAUCGCCAUCAUUGCUCAAAAGCCCGUCUUUUUCCUCCCAUUAUAGCCCACUUUUUACUCUCUCCCAAUUCCACCAGUAAAAACAAGAUCAAGAAUUAAAAUAUAAUUGUGGGCUGUGAUUAAUUUCUUUCUUUUAUUGAUUUGUUUUUUGUGUUCCUCAUGAAAUGAAUGCAUCUGCAGACAAGUGUGGGAUGAAGUAAAUGAAUCAUUUAUUCAGCUACGCAGGCAUUUAUUUGCUUUGUUCUAUACAUGUGCUUAUUGUAUGAUUACAUAAGCGGAGGGUAGGGGGUGAAAAGGAAUCUUGGAGAAAUGGCUGGCUUAAGGGGCAAUGGGUCCGUGCCGUCACUGCCGCCACCGCGGCCGAAGUCGCCACCCCAGUAUCCGGAUUUGUACGGGAAGCGGAGGGAGUUGGCCAAAGUUCAGAUGCUGGAGAGGGAAAUUGGUUUUCUAGAGGAAGAACUGAAAUCUAUUGAGGGCCUUCAACCAGCUUCAAGAUCCUGCAAAGAGGUUGCAGAUUUCGUAAUAGGAAAUGCAGAUCCUCUCAUACCUACAACCAAGAAGAUCCGCAGAUCACGUCGCUUCUGGAAAUGGCUCUGUGGAGUAUCCUGUUUCAACGUAUCGUGGAUCUGCUGUUGUAGUUGCUUGCCUCAUUUCCAGAUUCCAAGCUGCUGCUGCGACUGCAUGGAAUGCAACUGUUGCUGCAACCCCUGUGUGAAGUGCCGAAUGCCCAAGUGCCAUUGUUUCUCCUGCUGGAAUAGCCAAUGCUUUAACAAGUGCAAAUGUAGCCUGGACUGCUGCUGCUGCUGCAGCAUACCAAAAUGUCCAUCCUGCCCUACCUGCUCUUGCAUGAAGUGUACAUGUAAUCCUAAAUGUCCCAAGUUAAAUAUAUGUUCAUGUUGUCACAAAAGCUGUUGCUACCCUUGCUACUUCUGUUAUUAGCACAACCUCAAUUAAUAUAACUAUGUGUGCUGUUCUACUGCUUUUCCCUUUAUGGAUCUCCUUUUUGAGGUGUUGCGCUUGCCAGUCUUGAUAAGUUAAUUAUGAUAUAACAACGCGCGCAUAAAAUCAUGUAUGGUCUAUCAGUUUAUAAACUGCAUGAAUAAGGCUUUGUAUUCGGCCGGUUUAAAAUCCCAUUAAAAACAAGAAGGUGCGUCAAGCCCAGUUCAAUUACAUUACAGUUCACUAACGCGCGAAAACCGACUUUUGAGGAACAUAGUAUCCUCUACUUUCCCAUAAUUAGUUGUUCCAAACCCCCUUGUCCGAGAUUUCCUGUAGUGACUGGAGCCCAUAAUGUCAACAUCUCACAGCUGCGUCCA